UGACGCACGUUUACAAACUUUCAGAACUGAAAGAAAUUCAAAUGGUUUUAAUUAGGAAAAUGUUUCGCAAAGGAUGGAUUGAGAUCUAUCAGCAAAACUAUUAAAACUAACUGAAUAAUAUCUCGGCUUUUUGAAAAGCGAUCGAAAUAGUUCACGACACUUUAAUAGUGUUUAAUUAAUAAUUAAUUAAGGGCAUAACGUUCAAGUUUCAAGGACGGCGCGGCAACAGGUUGACAUAGUCAUGUCAUCGGGAUGGAUUAAAGUAGGCGGAGUUGCUCUGGCAUGUGGACUUGUUUCAGAAGUUGUGUACUUCCUUUAUAAACGAUAUCGUAAACGCGGUUGGCAGUAUAAAGGUCAAAGCGAAAGUGAAAGUAGAAAAGAGAUCGAAGAAGUUCUUUUCUUUCCGGACUCUCAGGUAGCUUGUAGGAAUUAUUUUGUUGGCGAUCACGGUUGUGAUAAUAACAAUUGUCGAUUUACGCACAUUCCAAACUCUCUUAGCCGGUUAUAUGAGUUCAUUAAUUCCGCGAAGAAAUCAGUCGAUGUCUGCGUAUUUAGUAUAUGCUGUACUGAGCUGGCAGAUUUGCUUAUAGAACUGAACAAGAGAAACGUUACAGUCAGGGUUAUUUGUGAUGAUGAACAGAUUAAUAUUAGAGGAUCUCAGAUAUGGAAACUCAGAAAAGAAGGAAUAAACGUAAGAACAGACAACUCUUCCUACUUGAUGCACCACAAGUUUCUGAUUAUUGACGAUUCUCUCCUCCUGAAUGGUUCAUUCAACUGGACACGACAAGCUAUCUCUGGGAACCAGGAAAAUCUAAUGGCACUUAAUAAUGCUCGUAUUGUUUCUCUAUAUAAAGCCGAGUACAAGAAGUUGUGGGAAAAGUUUGAUCCAAAGAAUACAUCUCCUUUAUAACGAACAGAUAAUAAUAAGUAGUAAAUAUUUAAAAGAACCUGGGUAGCUUGCAGAAACUAAUCUCAGUAAAGCAUAUGAGAUAUUUAAUUCAUAGAAGUGAAUCCGUCAAACGGCACAUCAGGAAAUCUAACUGAAUGCUUUAAAUUUAUGUAUUGCAUUGCUUGUGAAUUUACUGUCAUUUAGGUUUGUCUAAUACAUGUACUAUCAUGUGCCUUUAAGAAUUUCAAUUUUAAUUCUAGAAAUUGAAGUUAUUGUAAAUGUAGUUUUCAUUGUUGUUGAAGUCUUGUUAAAAAGUUUAAAUUAGUAACUAUCAGAGGUAGUAAUACUUCUGCUUUGUUGUGUGAACCGGGUUGUAAAAUACCAUUUUUUGUAACAAAUUUUUAUUCCAUGAACUAAGCAACAUAAACUACUUUUAUAAUGUUGAUGUUCACUUAUUUAUUGUGACCUUGCGAUGAGUAAUGACAUGUCACCGAUGUGUAUAUCUUCGUUUAUA
This is a messenger RNA of Ruditapes philippinarum (Manila clam), 1403 nucleotides long. RefSeq lists its product as uncharacterized. Gene Ontology annotation, biological process: piRNA processing. NCBI's taxonomy places the organism in Eukaryota, Metazoa, Mollusca, Bivalvia, Venerida, Veneridae. The transcript has 2 exons. The record is from RefSeq and is a predicted model, not a curated record. Gene Ontology annotation, molecular function: metal ion binding; RNA endonuclease activity producing 5'-phosphomonoesters, hydrolytic mechanism. The coding region runs from base 242 to 910 and encodes 222 amino acids. Gene Ontology annotation, cellular component: mitochondrion.